UCCCCCUUCUCUUCGUUCCAGCCAGCGCAGGCAGCCGCCUCGGCAGCAGGCGAGCUGCGGCCCCGCGAGGCCAUGAAGGUGAAGAAGGGCGGCGGCGGGGCUGGUACGGGGGCGGAGCCCGCACCAGGGGCCUCCGGCCCGAGCGUGGAGCCCAAGCCCGAGCCGCAGCUGCAGGAAUCCGAGUCCGGGUCCGAGUCGGAGCCCGAAGCUGGCCUGGGGCCCAGGCCGGCGCCGUUGCAGAGGAAGCAGCCGAUCGGGCCAGAGGACGUGCUGGGGCUGCAGCGGAUCACCGGCGACUACCUGUGCUCCCCCGAGGAGAAUAUCUACAAGAUCGACUUCAUCAGGUUCAAGAUUCGAGACAUGGACUCAGGCACUGUCCUCUUUGAAAUCAAGAAGCCCCCAGCCUCAGAGCGGUUGCCCAUCAACCGGCGGGACCUGGACCCCAAUGCUGGGCGCUUUGUUCGCUACCAGUUCACGCCUGCCUUCCUCCGCCUGAGGCAGGUGGGAGCCACGGUGGAGUUCACAGUGGGAGACAAGCCUGUCAACAACUUCCGCAUGAUUGAGAGGCACUACUUCCGCAACCAGCUCCUCAAAAGUUUUGACUUCCACUUUGGAUUCUGCAUCCCCAGCAGCAAGAACACCUGCGAGCACAUCUACGACUUCCCCCCUCUCUCUGAGGAGCUGAUCAGUGAGAUGAUCCGUCACCCAUACGAGACACAGUCUGACAGCUUCUACUUCGUGGAUGACCGGCUGGUGAUGCACAACAAAGCAGACUAUUCCUACAGUGGAACACCCUGACCCGCAAAACCAGCCCCCUGCCCCAGGAGGGUCCUGGGCCCUUAGCUGUGUCCUCCCCAACACUCACCUCUCAACCCGAGGUCUUCUGCCUGGGGAGUGGUCCGAGAGCCCUGGACCCCCAAGUUGGCGAUGGGAGGGAGGGUACCUGAUGUCCCCAGUCCAGGUCUCUGAAGCCCGUGGGGUGGGAGUGGGGUAGGAGGGCUGUCUGCCUCCAUGUCCAGGAGGGCCUCCUAGGAGAGGAGUAGCCAGGACUUCCGGACAGCCUAGCUGGUCCUCUGGGACCCAGGUUUAAGAGUAGUGUUCCGCUAUCCAGGCUUUGGCAAGGUCAGGGCCGGGACCUGUUCCCUGUUCCUUGCCUGCCACCAACAGGCUAUUUAGGAUAUCCAUUGGAGUGGGGGGCUGGUCUGGCUGCCAAGAUUUCUAAGGGAGCCAGGACCUGGCCCAGCCCCGGCUCCAGCCCUAGCCCUUACCAUCGGGGCCCGAGCUACUGCCUAAGGUGUGGGGGGGAUCCCUCCAGACUGUGGCCUGUGAUAGGGCCUGGACCAACUGUAUAUAGUUUUCAAUAAACUCUCUCCUUUUCUGUUCUUCGA
This is a messenger RNA of Mustela lutreola (European mink), 1388 nucleotides long. RefSeq names its product unc-119 lipid binding chaperone (gene UNC119). The record is from RefSeq and is a predicted model, not a curated record. Gene Ontology annotation, cellular component: spindle midzone; intercellular bridge; centrosome. Gene Ontology annotation, molecular function: lipid binding. NCBI's taxonomy places the organism in Eukaryota, Metazoa, Chordata, Mammalia, Carnivora, Mustelidae. Gene Ontology annotation, biological process: lipoprotein transport; mitotic cytokinesis; visual perception. The coding region runs from base 73 to 798 and encodes 241 amino acids. The transcript is spliced from 5 exons.